Leptosia nina is the source of this 549-nucleotide messenger RNA. NCBI's taxonomy places the organism in Eukaryota, Metazoa, Arthropoda, Insecta, Lepidoptera, Pieridae. The record is from the annotation of a GenBank genome assembly.
AUGUACGAGUUGGGGAAAUGCCUUCGCGAAGAAAGGCCCGGCACCAGAUGUGACCUGUACCAAGAGGAGGACUGGGCGAUCGCGCCCCCCUCGCUCCCCCCAUCGCCCGAUUCGCCUCUUUCGCCCCUAUCGCCUGCGCCUUUCCCCGUUACAACUGUAAAGCAUGAGCCCCUGAGUGAUUCUGAUGAGCUCAAAGAGCCGCCAUCCCCAGAAGCAUUUCGCCCAGCACCAGCUCGGAAACACCCACCACGCCACCACACCCACCCGCACACCACGGAUCCCAGACGGCGCGUGCACCGCUGCGAGUUUCCGUCUUGCGACAAAGUUUACACUAAAAGCUCUCAUUUAAAGGCGCAUAAAAGGACGCACACAGGUGAAAAACCAUACAAAUGUUCUUGGGAAGGCUGCGAGUGGCGGUUCGCUCGUUCGGACGAGUUGACGCGGCAUUACCGCAAGCACACGGGGGCGAAGCCCUUUCGCUGCCGCCAAUGCGACCGGUGCUUCUCGCGUUCGGACCACCUCGCCCUGCACGCGAAGCGGCACGCGUAG